GAGAGGAGUAGUGGGCCUAGAGCCCAAACACAAGCAGGAUGGCAGAGACGAAAGUUAGCCUCCCUGCUAAGCUGAUUAAUGGGGGCGUGGCAGGGUUGGUUGGUGUGACAUGUGUAUUUCCUAUUGACCUGGCCAAGACCCGCCUACAGAACCAGCAGGGUAUCCAAGUCUACAAUGGAAUGUUGGACUGUCUGGCAAAGACGGUACGCACGGAAGGCUAUUUUGGAUGCUACAGAGGUGCAGCAGUGAACCUCACUCUUGUCACACCAGAAAAAGCAAUCAAACUGGCUGCCAACGAUAUCUUCAGACAGAAACUCUCCAAGGAUGGUCAUUUGCCCCUAUGGGGGGAGGUUCUGGCAGGGUCUGGAGCUGGGACCUGUCAGGUGAUAGUCACCACUCCCAUGGAGAUGCUCAAGAUCCAGCUACAGGACGCAGGAAGGCUGGUGAUGCCUGCAGGGUUACAUUGGUCUUCAUGUGUUUUUCCAUCAGCUGCCCAAAGGUCUGUCCCGACUCCAGCUCAGGCUGCUGCUCCUGGUCCAGCUCCAUCAUUGGUGGCCCGCCCACCAGCACCUCCACAAAGGCCGUCAGCCACCAGCAUCACUGUGGAGCUGCUGAAGACUCGUGGCCUGGCUGGCCUCUACAGGGGGGCAGGAGCAACCUUAAUGAGGGAUGUUCCAUUCUCAAUGAUCUACUUCCCGCUGUUUGCCAACCUGAACGCGCUGGGCCGGGAAAAAUCUGGUGGUGUGCAGGCCCGGGCGCCAUUCUGGCAGUCCUUCAUUGCCGGCUGUACCGCAGGCUCAGUGGCAGCUGUGGCUGUAACACCACUGGAUGUAAUAAAGACCCGUCUGCAGACCUUGCAAAAAGGUGAAGGGGAGGACACGUACAAAGGAAUUGUUGACUGCACACAGCGCAUCUUGAGGCGAGAGGGCCCAUCAGCAUUCCUGAAGGGUGCAACAUGUCGCGCUUUAGUCAUCGCUCCUCUUUUUGGCAUUGCGCAGGGUGUCUACUUUCUAGGGGUAGGAGAGACGGUGCUAGGGUUUCUGGGAUAGUAGUGCUUGGCAUGGUGGCAGCGGUCGCGUUGUCUCUGUACAGAUAAUUUGCUGUGUUAAUCUGUGGUGCAUGCACAACCGAGUGAAUACAUCGAGAGAGAAAGACGGCCACAAUCUGCUAUCCAAAGUAUGAGGAAAUGGUCUGAGAUAUGAGGAGGCUCUUUUUACUAAUAUGUGAAUCAAGUGGUUCACACUAAUCAAGUUUCUUUAGGUUUCCAACAUGCUGUCAACAGGGUUCUCUAGGUUGAACAGGGUCCUGUGUAUGUGUGUGACUAAUCUGAGGG
Scomber scombrus (Atlantic mackerel) is the source of this 1333-nucleotide messenger RNA. It is a transcript of the gene slc25a18, whose product is annotated as solute carrier family 25 member 18. Gene Ontology annotation, biological process: L-glutamate transmembrane transport; aspartate transmembrane transport; malate-aspartate shuttle. The record is from RefSeq and is a predicted model, not a curated record. NCBI's taxonomy places the organism in Eukaryota, Metazoa, Chordata, Actinopteri, Scombriformes, Scombridae. Gene Ontology annotation, molecular function: L-glutamate transmembrane transporter activity; L-aspartate transmembrane transporter activity. Bases 39 to 1049 code for a protein of 336 amino acids. The transcript has 9 exons.